Messenger RNA from Adineta ricciae, 525 nucleotides. The record is from the annotation of a GenBank genome assembly. NCBI's taxonomy places the organism in Eukaryota, Metazoa, Rotifera, Eurotatoria, Adinetida, Adinetidae.
AUGGCGAAACUUGGCGAUGCGUCGAAUCUUUCUAUUCCAAGUGUACCAUUGACUGAUCCCAUACGUUUAAGAACUGACUGUGAUAUUGAUUCAGAUUUUCCACCCAAACCGGAACUAUCAUCUCAAUUCAUUUACGAUUAUUUCUUUCAAAAGUAUCCGAUGAAAGAUUUCUACCAGAAGUUUUUUAUCGGUGCUGUAUGUCCACUUGGUCUCGAAUGUAAUGGACGAAAUAUGAACUAUUAUGAUAAUAAAAUUUUCAUGAAGAAUCUACUUGAAAACUUCAUUCCAGAUCAUAUUGAUCAACAAAUCAAUCUUGGUUGUUCGAGAAAAGUUGCUAUUUGCCUUGGCGAAGGUAUCAAUUAUUCAACAUUAGAUAAAUUAAACAGCGAAUAUCAUUUUUUCAAGAAAAUUCUCAAAGUUUCACACCCACGAUAUAUUAUGCAAUAUAAACGCAAGCAGAUUAACGAUUACGUUCAACAGUAUAUCGAUGCAUGUCAUUUAGCAUUAAAACUUGUUUCGAAAUAG